UUAAAAACUGUUUCGCCACCACCUUCACCAGUCAGUUGUGUUUGCUGUAUCCUCUGCUCGUGCCGCUGAAGUAGAUUGCCGUAUCCUCCGCUAGUGCGUCCUCAGCUCGAGAGUUGGCAGAGUGAAGGGAGAUGAUACUCUAUCUGGUUCUCCUCCUGGGUGCGGUGAUGCCUUGUGCAGCCCAAGACUGGAGACCACCUGAUAUUGGACUGAACUACACAACCAUAAAGACGACUGAAAUGACUUUGCCCGUGGGUACUCGUUUCACCCUGAGUUGUCAUGGAGAUGGCAUUAACAGUGUGUCCUUGAAGACUUCACCACUAUCUCACAGGCGUUCCAAGAACUUGAUCAAAGUCAAGGUGGCAACCAUUACCUAUACUGGAAGAUACAGGUGUUUCUAUGAUGAACGUCCAGAGCUGUACUCAGAAGUGUACAUCUACAUCACCAAUGGUGACAUGUUUACGCCACCGAAGUUUCAAGACGCUGGUUCCAAAAAAGAGGGUUCUGAUUAUCUCCUCGACUGUUUACUGACGGACCCCCAAGCGACAGACUUUUCUCUCCGUCUGGUUAAUGGCAGUGCUUUACCCCAUGACCUGAACUACACCAUGGACCCAAAGAGAGGGAUUCUGAUGCGAGGCCUCCUGCCCAGUCACAGCGGGAAGUACGUCUGCAGCGCAACCCUCCAUGGCAUCAGAAAAGACUCUGAGGAAUACCCCAUUAAGGUCGAAGCAAAACUACGCUCCCCACCAGGCGUGCUGAUUAGAGUCCUGCAGCCCAGUCAAGAAUUCCAAUCCAUUCUGGUUGUUGGGGAGAAGCUGCAGAUCGAAUGUGUUUGCACUAACCCCAACUAUGAUGCCAACAUCACCUGGACACAUACUUCUGGUCAAAAAAUGCGAGGCGAGGGGUCUACCCGGUCAGGUAAAGAAGUGUGGAAAACCAGCGUCCUGACCAUUUCCUCCGUGAGUCUGUCUGACUCAGGCAACAUCACCUGCACUGGCGCCAACGAGGCAGGAGCAAACUCCUCCACCAUGCACCUUCAAGUUGUAGAGGAGCCAUUCAUCAAACUCAUCCCUUUGCUCUCCUCAAAGUUGGACAGUGAUGGUGUGGAUAUUACCCUAAUAGAGGGGGGGAGUAUUGACCUGGGUGUCCAAAUCACUGCAUACCCAAAGAUUGAAAGAUUCUGGUGGGAUACACCUGCACUGGGCAAUGCAACAGACCAGGAGAUAACCUUUCUCCAAAUCGAAAAUGGAAACAAAAGUGUGUUGCUUCUGAGAAGUGUGACUGCGGAGGAAGGAGGCCUGUACACCCUCCACGCCAGGAGUGACCAAGUCAACGCCUCCCUCAGUUUCAACAUCUCUGUCUGGUACAAACCAAGUGCUCUGGUUAGAUGGGAUAAUGGUUCACUGACCUGUGUUGCCACUGGUUACCCUCUGCCCCUCAUUUACUGGUCCCAGUGCCCUGGGGCCCGAACCACAUGUGACACAAACUCCAGUCUAGUGGGAGAAAGCUAUUUUUCCCAGGCCUCUGUGGUGAAGGGAAGUGAAUCUAGGCAGGACCUGGUGGAGAGUGUUCUCCAUGUGAACCACUCAAAUGUCAGAAUGAAUAUUGAAUGUAUAGCAGUAAACCUUGCUGGGGAGGACCGGGCCGCAAUGGCUUUUAGCCACUAUGUUACCAAUCCAGAUUUUGUAGCAUCCACUAUUUUCACACCAACCCUUAUUGGUGCAUCAAGUUUAGUAGGAACACUGAUAAUCCUGCUUGCAAUAGUUUUCUACAAGUACCAACAGAAACCUAAAUUUGAAAUCAGAUGGAAAAUAAUUGAGGUCAAUGAUGGGAACAACUACACAUUUAUUGACCCAACUCAGCUUCCGUACAAUGAGAAGUGGGAAUUUCCACGUGAAAGGCUAAGGCUUGGUCAAGUGUUGGGUACCGGGGCUUUUGGGAAAGUGGUGGAGGCAACUGCUGAUGGCCUAGGGACAGAUGGAAACAUCAUCCGUGUGGCGGUGAAGAUGCUCAAACCCAGAGCCCAUUCAGAGGAGAGAGAGGCUCUGAUGUCAGAGCUGAAGAUUCUGAGUCACUUAGGAUCCCACAGCAACAUAGUCAACCUGCUGGGUGCUUGUACACAGGGAGGGCCGAUGCUGAUGAUCACAGAGUAUUGUGGCCACGGGGACCUGCUGAACUUCUUGCGCAGCAGGGCAGAGAUGUUUGUGACCUCUGUGUGGAGUGUGGCCAGCAUCUCCAGUGAGACCACUCUCUACAAGAACAUUACCGAAGACCACCGGUUCCGGAGCGACAGCGGCAUCUCCUGCUCUGGCUCUGACUACCAGGAAAUGCUAUCGACGCUGAAGCCAAGGCACCAGUCACUGGGUUGCCACCCAGAAACAGACUCCGGACUCUUUGGCAUAGAGGACUUGCUACGGUUCUCCUUUGAUGUGGCUCAGGGCAUGGACUUCCUUGCGUCUCGUAAUUGCAUUCACAGAGAUGUGGCUGCCCGGAAUGUUCUCCUGACCGACUCCUGUGUAGCCAAGAUCUGUGACUUUGGGCUUGCCAGAGAUAUAAUGAACGACUCCAACUAUGUGGUCAAAGGAAAUGCCCGCUUGCCAGUGAAGUGGAUGUCCCCUGAGAGCAUCUUUGACUGCGUCUACACGGUCCAGAGUGAUGUGUGGUCCUAUGGUAUCCUGCUGUGGGAGAUCUUCUCUCUAGGUAAAAGCCCAUACCCUGAUAUAAUGGUGAAUUCCAGAUUCUAUAAAUUGAUUCAAGAUGGAUAUCAGAUGUCUAAGCCAGACUUUGCACCACCAGAGAUGUAUACAAUUAUGAAAAUGUGCUGGAGUCUGGAACCAACACAGCGUCCAACGUUCAGUACAAUUGGAGAACGUAUUGAACGAUUACACUCAGGCCAACCUCAUCAACAGUACAGGAACUUAGAGCAAGCUCUUGAGGAGGCGGAGUGCGAGGAGCAGUGUGAGACCACUGUGGCUUGUGAGGGGGCCCCUGAGCCAGACACCGACCAGGAUGCGGAAGGAGAGCCACUGAUGAAAAAUAACUACCAAAUAUGCUGAUGGGAAAGAAAGAUUUAAUCCAUAUACUGUACAGGGGACUGCACACACACAAACUGCACACACAUAUGCAUAUACUGUACAUACAAAUGCAAACAUACACACAUACACACACACACACACACACACACACACACACACACACAAGCAAACACAAACACACAAACACUGUUUUUUUCCCCAGUUGAAUCUAGUUGGUCUUAUGGCUCGUUUCCACAGGGUGGUACGGUUCAGUUUGGUACAGUAUGGCACGGUUUGGUACAGUAAACCCUGACCUGGCUUGCAUUUCGACUAGUAACAGUACCCUUACUUGGUAGGCGGGGUGUAUGUUGCGUUGCGUACGGUUCAGUGGUUUUGGUAUUGUUACCUUUUGCUUCAGCUGGCCAACUGAGAAUAAAACAAAUUCAUUAGCCUAAACAAUUUAGUAACAAUUUAGUCAAUGAAUACAUGUCCAUGUUAUAUUUUGUUAAUAUAAUGAGACAACAGCUUUCAUAAGUAUUACAAAUACUGCUAUUUUGGCUAGCUAAUGUUAGUUGAUAGUAAAAAACUGACUAGAAACAAUAGGUUUCUAUUACGGUUAGCUAACUGUACUGUACCAAGCCGCUCAGUGGAAACGAGCCAUUAAAUAAAGUUGACCUUAGUUGGUACUGAAUGUAGCCUGUUUUGUGUUUGAUUUUACUGGUGCUAACUUAUACAAUAUACUGUAUAUUGGCUACAUGCAAAUGUUGAAUGUAGCCUUUCUAUAUGAAUUUCCCAUUCCAGUGUGCCUCUUCUCCAGGAUACUAUUCACAUUCGUUUACUGUAAUAUAGAUAGCCAUUGCAUCAUUAUGUAUCCAAAUAUUGCAGUAGCCUAGUAUAAUUGUAUUGUGUAUGUUUUUGUAAACGUUUUUAGUUUCAUGCAUAUUAUUUUUUACCUGUUGAAGUUAAAUAUCAUAUUAAACACUCUUUUUGUGUGAUAUCAGAAAAUGUAUUAGUGUUUAUUGUUUUUCAGCUAUUAAAUUGCAGAGCUGGUUAAACAUCAAUAGGUCUACAUUAUAAUACAAAAUAUCUUUACAAUUAAAAAGUAAACAAUCUCACAGCAAAAAUUGACAUUUUGGACAACUGCAUGACAAACUCUCUGGGACAGAAAGUGGGCCCUUUUCAAAGCA
Alosa sapidissima (American shad) is the source of this 4201-nucleotide messenger RNA. It is a transcript of the gene csf1rb, whose product is annotated as colony stimulating factor 1 receptor, b. Gene Ontology annotation, biological process: positive regulation of kinase activity; osteoclast differentiation; protein phosphorylation. Gene Ontology annotation, molecular function: cytokine binding; macrophage colony-stimulating factor receptor activity; ATP binding. Gene Ontology annotation, cellular component: CSF1-CSF1R complex; signaling receptor complex. The transcript has 21 exons. NCBI's taxonomy places the organism in Eukaryota, Metazoa, Chordata, Actinopteri, Clupeiformes, Clupeidae. The record is from RefSeq and is a predicted model, not a curated record. Bases 132 to 3056 code for a protein of 974 amino acids.